Molecule: messenger RNA, 972 nt
Organism: Propithecus coquereli (Coquerel's sifaka)
Lineage: Eukaryota; Metazoa; Chordata; Mammalia; Primates; Indriidae
Gene: CAMKMT
Product: calmodulin-lysine N-methyltransferase
Exons: 11
Coding region: 1-972 (323 amino acids)
Cellular component (GO): cytoplasm
Molecular function (GO): calmodulin-lysine N-methyltransferase activity
Source: RefSeq, a predicted model, not a curated record
AUGGAGUCGCAAAUCGCGGACUCUGGGGCUCGUGAGACUGCGCUAGCCGCAAGCGGGGGUCCGGCAAUGGGCAACACCGCUGGGGGACCCACAGUCUCGGCGCCCCUGGGAGCAGCCCGGUGGAAGCUCCUGCGGCAGGUUCUGAAGCAGAAACACGUGGAUGAUUGUCUGCGACAUGUAUCUGUAAGAAGAUUUGAAUCAUUUAAUCUGUUUUCAGUAACAGAAACCCAAAAAAGGGAAACUGAAGAGGAGGUCGGUGCAUGGGUCCAAUACACAAGUGUCUUCUAUCCUGAACACAGUAUCUCCUUAAGGCAUAAUAAUGGAUCCUUGAAUGUUGAAGAUGUUCUUACCAGCUUUGACAAUACAGGAAAUGUUUGCAUCUGGCCAUCUGAAGAGGUUUUGGCUUACUACUGCCUCAAGCACAGUAAUAUGUUCAGGGACCUUGCUGUGUGUGAGCUAGGGGGUGGCAUGACAUGCUUGGCUGGGCUCAUGGUUGCUAUUUCUGCAGAUGUCAAAGAAGUUCUGUUAACUGAUGGGAAUGAAAAGGCCAUCAGAAAUGUGAGAGACAUCAUCACAAGGAAUCAGAAGGCUGGUGUGUUUAAGACUCAGAAAAUAUCAAGCUGCGUUUUACGAUGGGAUAAUGAGACAGAUGUCUCUCAACUGGAAGGACAUUUUGACAUUGUUAUGUGUGCUGACUGCCUGUUUCUGGACCAGUACAGAGCCAGCCUUGUUGAUGCAAUAAAGAGAUUACUCCAGCCCAGAGGGAAAGCAAUGGUAUUCGCCCCACGCCGAGGGAAUACUUUAAACCAGUUUUGCAAUCUAGCUGAAAAAGCUGGUUUCUCUAUCCAAAGACAUGAAAAUUAUGAUGAACACAUUUCAAACUUCCACUCCAAGUUGAAAAAAGAAAACCCGAACAUAUAUGAAGAAAACCUUCAUUACCCGCUUCUGCUUACUUUAACCAAAAAUGGAUAG